CGACGUUUGAGUGUGAGGUGUCGGGAGUAUGAAGUCCCGGUCCGGAAUAUCGUACAGUCUUAGGUGAUGACCUGUGCCGUAGCCCGCAUCUGGGAGGAAGAAGUAGGCGGACGGCCUAAAGAAGAUGAGGUGGUUGGAAUGACCCGAAAGAGGAAGUCGACGACACCCAUCAAGGAAGACGACCGGAAGCGGAGGAAGUGCUGCUCCCCGUUCCGACCGUGGACGCCGCAGGAAGAGCCACUGCCACUGGUGUCGAAGCGCUCUGCGAGCCCCAGCAGUUCCGGUUCCGGCCAGCGCAGGAACUACAAGAACAUGACGCGGGAGAGGAGGAUCGAGGCGAACGCCAGGGAGAGGACGAGGGUCCACACCAUCAGCGCCGCCUUCGAGACCCUCAGGAGGGCGGUGCCCGCGUACUCCCACAACCAGAAGCUCAGCAAGCUCAGCGUUCUCAGGAUAGCCGCCUCCUACAUCCUCACCCUCUCCAGGGUCAUCGGCGAGGACUACUCCGCCGACCAGAGCAAUCCGUCCUUGGAGGAGUGCAUAGACAACGUAUCCAACACCAUCCAGAUGGAAGGCAAGCUCAAGAAGAAGUGAUUCUUGUGGACAGGACUGGAGUCUCUUUCAGUAAUGAUUAGCAUUGAACGAAUCUACGUAAUCCGCUUUUCAGACUACAUUUUAUCAAAUUAUUAACCUCUAUCUAAAACUUCACGACUUCAUGUUAUCACAACCUACAACUUUUUUUAUCUAUGAAAUUUUUUAGAAAAGUGGCGCUUUCUCAUUAAAUUAAUUAGGUUAUGAAAGCUUCUUGUGAAUACCCCUUUGCUUUCUAUUUGAAUCGUAAGAUAAAAGAUGUUUUACAAAAAUAUUGGGCCAUGGGAGUUAUAUAAUCUCGCUAUUUUAAAAUUUUGGGGUUGGAGGUCACACCCAACAGCCUAAUAUUUUUGUAAGCCACCAUUUUUCUCCAUUUUGUGUUCAAAUGGUGAUAUCAAAAUGAUCGAAUUUCACGAUUUAAGUGGAAAACAAAUAGAUGUUCAUGUGUUUUACCUCAUUAAGUAAACGAAGUUUACCGAUCUCCAGAUUGAAAACGCUCCAUUUCUGGGUAUUUUCAUUGACCAAAAGGUUGUAGGCUAAGAAAAGAUGAAGGCAUUCAUGAAGUUUUGAUGGAUGUUUUGAUAAACUCCGGACUAACUGUUACUCCAUUAUCUUCAUUUUUUUGGAUUAAUCGAUUCUUCACAUAAAUUGAUAUAUUGGAAGGAUUCCACACAUAUCCGAGUCCAAAAGACGUUCUUGAUAGAUAAAUAUUAGACUGAGUACUUCAUAAUAUUUAUUCUAAGCUGUAAAAAUGACUGGAGUUAUGGUGAGAGACUAAACUCAUAGCCUUGAAGAUUGUGAAGUGGAAUGAACGGAACCCUUUUUGAGUGAACUAUUGUACAAUAGACCCUUUGAAGGGAUUAAUAGAGUUGGAAGACUGCUGCAUUGUCCCUGUACUGAUCUCAAUUGUCUUACAAAUUACAAUAGUACUUUUAACAUCAUAAUUUUAAAACUCACUAACAUUGUCAUACUGGAAAGGAAAACUAACCAUUAAAAUUAAAUAAGAAAAUAAACAAAAUUUCAGCUCAGAAUCUGGGAAAGAUCAUAGUUUAGUAAAUCCUCAAAUAAUCAGUCAUGAACUCCUAAGUGAGUGGAUGAACUUAUUUAGUUAAAUAUUUCCUAUCCCAUAUUCUCAGCAGAAACAAAUCCUUACAACAUGUUUAUGUUAAUAUCUAAUGAUAGAAAUUAAUUAUUAAUCUGUUUCCAGCUAACUGUUUAAAAUUAUUUUUUGAAAUAUUGCAGAUGGUUCAAUUAUGAAGGAAAAACAAAUUUUUUUGAGACUGCAAAAAGUAAAUAUUUCAUCAGGAGGAUAUUUCAUCUUGUUAGACUUUUUGUCCCUGAACAGUUUUUAAUCACAUCAAAUCAAUAAAAAAAUUAGACCACAAAACCACUUCCAAAAUUUUUAAGUGUAAAUUAGUGCAGAAAAAAUAUGUUAACAAAUUAUCACAGGUAACAAAUUUUAAACUAAAAAUAAUUGAAUCCAUUAAAAAAUAUAAUAAUUAUCAAUAAAAUAUCCUAUCAAUAACAGCUUAGUGCAAUUAAGAUAAUUCAUCUCAUUAUUUUUCUGAAAAUGCUGAUUUUUUUAUAAAAGUUUAAAAAAAUAUUCUUGUCUAACAUAACAUUUUUUAAAUUUUUAUAUUUUAGCUUUUAGAAAUAAAUCAUAUUAGUGGGAUCAAAAUCUGUAUUAAAUCAAAUGCUUACAAAAAAUAUAAAUUUUAUAAAAUUUAUUAAAUUUUCUAUUGAUUAUAAAUAUAAUAAUAUAAAAAGAUAUAGGAAACCUAAUAUUUGUAUUUGAUUUAAAUCGAUGUUUAAAAAAAAUCUUAACUAAUGUUCUGAAGAAAAAUAGUUUGGAUUUUAUAAUGAUAAAAAUAGUAUCUAUUUUAUUUAAGAUUUUUUUAUUGAGAAAUAAUACAUUUUGCCACACUUAAGGGCAUCGAGUACUAAAGCUCAGUGAGACACAUUCAUACUGUAAUACAAUACAAUAAAAAAUAAAUAAAUAUAUAUCUACAUAACAAAGGCAAAAACUAUAAAACCAAAGAAGUGUAACUUGAAGUCAAACUAAAUAAAAUACAGAAAUUCGUGGCAAAUUAAAUGAAUUCUAUUUUAUAGUGUACUAUAUUGUACAUGCAAAUAUUAACAUAGAAAAUUUCCAAACAUUUUUAAUUUUUCAUUUUGAUUGCUGAACUACAAAAUAGUUUUAUUUUUCUUCUGGUCUAUUAUUGUUUAAUAUUGGGAGCAAAUUUUUUUUUAUGAUCUUUUUUUCCCCUGAUGAAAUAUUUAUGAUUUUGUCUAUUGCAUGAUUUUUUUAUUACCCACCUAUAGUAAAUUUGUAUAAAAAAAUUAUAAUAGAAAAACCAUGUGUCAAAGUAUGUUUUAAAUUUGUAUUUUCUGAUUUAAGCAUUGUUACGUCCAAAACGCUUAAUCAUUUAUAAGUUUGUAAAUAAGUUGUACAUAAAAAAUUAAAGCUGUGAUCUACCAGUACAAUGCUAACUUUUUUUCUCAGCGCUCAAUAAUAAAUAUUUUAAGAAUAGCUAGUUUUGCUGGAUUUAAAACCAGAUCCAGAAUUUAUUUUUAUCAAAAUGAGAAUAAGAAAUUUUAAAAAAUUCUUUAAUUAGAUAAACUGUGUACAUAGUGUCUUCUGUUUUUGAUAUUUUAAAAUAAAAAAGCAUUGCACAAAACUAGGAUUAAGUUUUUCGUGUACUGAUGUAAAUAUGAAUAAAUGUACAAAUGUGUAUUAUAAGAGUUAUUAAAUAUGUUUUAUCAUUUAUUUUAACAAUAAUUUAUGUUUCAUGCAACAAUAUAAUAUAUUGUUAUGCAUAUAUUAUAUGCCGGCAUUUUGCAAUAGCAUUGAAAUUGUUUGUUGUAUGUGGGUUGAAUACUUCCAUUUUGUGAAUCAAGUGAUUCAUGGAAAAUAAAAUUUCAAAACAAUAAACCUAUUAUUUUUGUUUGAA
Molecule: messenger RNA, 3542 nt
Organism: Nezara viridula (southern green stink bug)
Lineage: Eukaryota; Metazoa; Arthropoda; Insecta; Hemiptera; Pentatomidae
Source: the annotation of a GenBank genome assembly